AUGGUUUCGACAGAUUCUAUUAUUGUUGUCGGCGCUGGUGCUUGCGGCCUCUCGGUAGCACUGCAUCUCUCCCUACGAGGCUACACAAAUGUCUCGGUAUUCGCAGAAGAUGAUUAUAUCCCUUUCGGAGACUUGACAAAUGUCUAUCGUGCAGCACAAAUUGCAGGCGUGCGAUUUUUCCUGGGACAACAAAUUGACCAAAUAGUCUACGUGAGCACGUUGACCGGGAAAAAGAGCGCUGGUAUUCGCAUGAGGAAUGCCGGAUUUCAUCCCUCGUCGCUCAUCAUUGUCGAAACGGGGGCUAGGGAUGGCGAUUCGUCCGAAAUUGGCCAGUUGCAUCCUGAUCCCUUGGCCAUACCCCUUUCUUGCUAUACCAACACCGACCCAAAUUUCGUCGUCGAAUACGUGCCAGAAGUAUCUUCUUCGGUUAUCCUGUUGUCCAAAAAUUUGGUACAAACCUCUAAGAUGUCUUUGGUGGGACCACUGGUCGUAGAUCUCUUAGAGACAACGGGUGGUCAACAAACUGCAGUGCAGGUUCAGAAAGAAUCGGGGACUUCACUUCAACCCUUAUCUAGGCUGUGA
Messenger RNA from Penicillium roqueforti, 582 nucleotides. Its product is annotated as FAD-dependent oxidoreductase. Lineage: Eukaryota; Fungi; Ascomycota; Eurotiomycetes; Eurotiales; Aspergillaceae. The coding region runs from base 1 to 582 and encodes 193 amino acids. The transcript is spliced from 2 exons. The record is from RefSeq and is a predicted model, not a curated record.